ACUCCUCCACUCGACCUCAACCACCCCUGGUCUAGAGACAGACCCUCCCCUACCGACGACGACCGGCGGCGCGGCGUGGGGGCGCCGGGCAGCCAAUCUUGGCCUCCGCGCCGAGCACGCCCCCACCCAGCGCGGCCCGCGCCGGCCAUCUCCCUUCCUCCGGAGCGCCACGCGGUGCUCACCUCACCUCCUCGUCUCGUCGCGGGGGAAUCGCGCGCUCGUAGGAGGGUAAAGAUGCCAAACCUCAGCGCGAACCCACAAGCUGUACAUUUCCAGCUUCGCAUGAUGCUGUGACCAUGUGUCUGCUUCGAUGGCUCUGAAGGCUGUGUCUCGCGUACGGCCUGCGAGAUGGCGCCUGCUAUCAGUCAAACUCAUGUACCGUUCGUGCUCAGAUAUGGCUUCUUCUGCUGAUACAGGAAGUUCUUCUGAGUUUGAUUCGGCGAUUCGGUCGCUCAAUAGCAAUCUGCAGCCAGAGAGGCUGACCCGGGUUAUUGAUUCUACUUCCGAUUCUAGCUUGGCUCUGAGGAUCUUCAGAUGGGCUUCACAUCAGAGGUACAACGUUCGUACGGUCGACACCUACAGCUGUAUGAUCUCCAAGCUUACUGCUGCUGAAAAUCGGGAUGAUAUGGACAGCCUCCUCGGUGAGAUGGUCAGAUUUAGGAUCCCUGCAUUGGAGCAAGCCCUGAAUGAAUUGGUUCAGUCCCUGAGCAGUAAGAACCAAUUUGAUGAAGCUUUGCUGGUUAUCCAGCAUGCUACCUCUGCCAAGCUCAAGUUAUCAGUCUCAGCUUGUAAUGGCGUGCUGCGUGGUCUGGUCAAGCAAGGGAGUGGCCUGCGGUCAUUCAUGCUUGUGUACAUGGAGAUUGUGAAGUCUGGACUGCUUCCUGAUGUGGAAACACUGAAUUGGUUAAUUCAGGCCUUGUGUGAAUCUGGCCGUGUAGACCUGGCACUGAUUCAGUUUGACAGGAUGAGCAAGAAGAGAUGUUCUCCUAACAGCCAUACCUUUGAGAUACUCAUCAUGGCGCUUUGUUCUCACAACAGAGCAGAUGAAGCAGUGGAACUCUUUUGUAAGAUGCUGCAACUAGGAUGCACCCCUGAUAGUAGUUUUUAUGCUCAAGUAAUUCCCCUAUUUUGCAAGUUCAGUAAAGUCAAGGAGGCGAUUAAGUUGCAUCAAAUGAUGGAAGACAAUGGCCUUCAGUUGGAUAUGCAUUUGUACAGUGCCCUCAUUAGAUGCUUAUGUGAGAAUCAACUAUUGGAUGAUGCGAUAAUGAUGCUUAACAAAAUGAUAGCAUCAGGUCAUGCUCCAAUGGCAAGUGCAUAUGCGGACAUUGUGGAUUGCUACUGUACAUCAUCCAAGUUCCGCAAGGCUUUGAGCUUUCUGGAGGAAAAUGACGUCACAGAUUCAGAACCAUAUAAUGUGCUGCUGAGAUGGUUGUGCAUAGAUGGCAGAUUGCAGGAUUCAGUAAGAUAUCUUGAGAAAUUGCACAACAGAGGUUUGGUUGAUUGUGAGUCAUGGAACAUUGUUAUAACUCACUUCUGCAAUGAAGGAAACAUUAGAAGAGCAUCUGAGCUCAUUGGUAGAAUGGUUGUUUCUUCAUUUACACCAGAUGAGAGUACCUAUUCUGCCAUUAUAUCUUGUUACUGUCGAUUAGGAUUGUACAUAGAUGCCUUAGGUAUGUUCAGAAGGGUAAGUGUUAGAAACUUGUCCUUGAAUUCGGAAUCUUUCUCACAACUUGUUGAGGUUUUGUGUCACACAGAGAGGAUCCAAGAAGCUAUUGAGGUUUUUAAAUAUCACUCUAAAAGAGGUUGCAGUCUGACAAACAAGUCACUUCAUAUGCUAAUUCAAGGGAGUUGCUUGUCGGGAAGGAUUCGUGAAGCAGUGCAGUUGCGUUCAUUAGCUGUUUGCACCGGCACUUUUUGUAGUUUUUUCACUUAUGACGUAAUUAUUCAAGCACUACUCCAUUUGAAGAAGGAGAAGGAUGUAUUGGUUCUCUUUGCACAAAUGGUGAUGGAAGGUUAUCUGUUGGAUGGGUACGCAUACACUAGUCUGUUGCGCUCUUUCCUCACCAAGGAAACAAUUUUUGAGGCUGCUAUCUUGUUCAACAGAAUGGUGAAUCAGGCCCUUGUUCCUGACCAAGAGACAUUUGAAUUGUUAGUCAAUGAUAUGGCCUUUUUUUCUUUUCUUAAUAUGGUUGCACAAAGUUUACUGAAAGUGGUAAAUACAAGUGGAACCGUGAGCCCCAGAAUAUAUAACAUUAUUAUUUACGGCCUUAUUAAAGAAGGCUUCAAGAAUGAGGCAUGCAAGUUUCUAGAUCAAAUGCUAGAAAAGGGGUGGGUACCUGAUUCAAGGACACAUCAGGUCUUGGUUGGCAACAUUGGUGGCGAGAAGGCUAGAGAAGUUGGUCAAGUCUACCAGACAGUGGAUGAUGACAAUGUGAGCAACAUAUUGUUAGAGGGGCUAGAUUGAGGGUCGUAGACAGGCUUUUAGAUUUUAGUCGUUGUACUAUGGCAAAGAGAGGAAUUCCAUUGAUGAUUUGAACUCCAUAUUUGGUACAAUGUUUGAACUUUGAGGAUACAUUGUUUUGAGUUGAAA
Molecule: messenger RNA, 2590 nt
Organism: Setaria italica (foxtail millet)
Lineage: Eukaryota; Viridiplantae; Streptophyta; Magnoliopsida; Poales; Poaceae
Product: pentatricopeptide repeat-containing protein At1g63130, mitochondrial
Exons: 2
Coding region: 311-2464 (717 amino acids)
Molecular function (GO): protein binding
Source: RefSeq, a predicted model, not a curated record